Messenger RNA from Fundulus heteroclitus (mummichog), 2499 nucleotides. RefSeq lists its product as uncharacterized. NCBI's taxonomy places the organism in Eukaryota, Metazoa, Chordata, Actinopteri, Cyprinodontiformes, Fundulidae. The record is from RefSeq and is a predicted model, not a curated record. The transcript has 4 exons. The coding region runs from base 1 to 2499 and encodes 832 amino acids.
AUGGCAAACCAGGUGAAUGAGCUCAUGCAUCUUAAAUAUGAGCGAGCUCACUUGGCAUACCUACAGUCUAUUGAGAGUGUCUGGGAUGCAGAGGCUGGGGUGCAUGGACAGAAGACCAUCGAGCAGUUUGUGAGGAAAAGCAACACACCACGUCCUUUCUCCUCCUAUGAAGACCCUAAAGGUUGGUGUGGUGUCUCCGUGUCAAGCUUCUACCUCACAGAUUGUUUACUGGAGGAGUACAGGCGUCAAGAGCCAGCCUUGUCAAGACUCCUUCAAGGCACGUUUGGGCAGGUCUUCAGGUCUGAUCACACCAGGAAGGUUGCCCGAAAAGUCACCCUAGCAUCUGGGACCAUGUCCAGUUAUGCAGUAAUGAAUGAAAACUGGUUAAUUGUUUCCUGGGUAAUGGUCCAGUCCGAAACCGAGAGAUCCUUGGAACCAAUGUACCAGGGGAUGGCCAAGAGGUACACGGACGCUGGAGUGGAGAAGGCAGGCUUCCACUGGGUGGACAGAGAUUGCUGUGCUUCAUUCAGGAUCUCAGACAGUAUCCCUUCUGAGCAUCUAAAUUGGGACGCCUGGAAGACGACCCCUUCCAUUGUGUGUGAAGCAACUGCUGGUCCCCUGGCGAAUACUUGUGCCUCCAGGUCAUGCUUUAAUAACAACAUUGUAGUGAAGCUGGACUUGUUCCACUGUCUGCAGCGCUUUUCAAGGCAGUGCACAUCAGAACAUCACCCUCUUUUUAGUAGUUUCUGCCAGCUUCUGUCUGCUGCUUUCACUGUGGUGGAUCAGGAGGAUCUGAAGAAGCUCAAGGAGGCCUAUGUAUUCUGCGGUAUCCUGCCAGCAAACCCAACAAAACAGCACACACGGGAGCACUGCAGGACCAGGAUACCACAGCCCACAGAGCUACUGGACAGAGUGGAGAGGGUGAUGAAACACUUUCACCUGGCCAAGGAUCCCAAUGAUGUGCCGUUAUUCAAGCCAUCCAUGCUUAAGACCUGGCGGAUUCAAAGAGUCCACAUUCUUCGUGGAUGUUUGAGUGACCCUGAGCUGUCGGAAGGGAUCAUGUACAGGUAUGGUGGAACCCUUCAGCUCAACCACGUGCCCGGAGAAGGUGCAAAGGUCCCCAUCUGGAUUCCUGUCAGGGGUACAUCACAGCAGGAGGGAUACCAUUUCCAUCAGGCCCAGUGGGUCACUGGAAAUCUGGUCUCCACUGAGUUGUUCCAGGCUCAAGGGAUGACAGGAGUUGUGCGCUGGAACUAUAAGAGACUGGUGGACCUUAAGCAGCCUGGAGUUGUCCUUCCUGCAGUGUUUGAUCCAGCUUUAAUAGCUGAAUUAAACACUGCGUCCAAGAGAGUUACUGGCCAGGAAAAGUAUCCAGCACUCCAAAUUUCCAACAGGGACACUGGAGAAAAAUUUGGCCUGGAUUACAUAGAGCCAGGCUGCCGGCCAGUACCUCUGGACUGGGACAAGUACAGGACUGUGAAAAGGGAGGUACCACCUGCUUUAGCUCCACAGUUUCCUCUGUCACCAUCCACCUGUGAACAAGUUCCGUCCUCUCCUGUACUUGCUGUAAGACCAUCAGCAGCACAACCAGCCAGCAGUUCCUCCUGUGCAGAAUAUGAGGACAAGGGGAUCCUUCAAGAAAUCUUACAAGAUUCUCCAACAAAGACUUCACUUCCUCUGCCUCAGCGAUCCUCACCACGGAGUGCCCGCACUGGACCUGUGAAGACAGGUGGACGGGUCUUUGUGUUGGACCACACACGCUGGACACCACCGAUGAAGGAGGUGAUUGAUGGCUUGCUGCAAAAACACCAUGGGGAGAAGGAAAUCCUAAAGAUCGUGGAUAAAGAAUAUGCCCAAGUUGUUAUUCAGGCCGCCACAGAUCCCAACAGCUUGGUACAUCCGACAACCAAAUUUCAUAUUGCACGUUACGUAAAGCACAUAGCAAAGCUAUUAAACACCAGCUCCUCAAUGAAUACCAGCCCGGAAAAGCUUCAAGAAACCCAGGAACUGUGGCACAGUUUAACUGAGGGAAGCCAAUCAACCACUGUUCCUGUGACCACCAUUGAGCCGGCCACCUUCAAUCCACCUGCACCUGCUUUUUCCACUUCUGUCACACAAGAGGCUAUCAAGAAGAUUGUUGAGGACAUUUUAUCUAAGCAGCAGCAGCAACAGCAGCAACAACAGCCUGAACAGAAAAAAAGGAAGACAAAGACUUGUCUUUCCUGUGGACAGCCAAAGUCUCGUUAUGAGAAUGAUGGUUCUUCCAUCCAUUUCUUUUUCCAACAGGGACCUGUUCGUUACUUCUACUGCUCCAAAAAAGUGCAUGAUACUUACGCAGCUGAAGGACUUUCUAACCCAAAGAUGUCUUUUGAGGAAUUUUCCACAACAUCCUUCUUUCAAAGAGAACUGCAGGAAACAAAGAAGCGUGUUGGGGAAAAAACUGAUAAGAAGAGAAAAACGACAGAAACGCAGCCAACGGGGCGUGUUUUCUCGGAGUGA